Molecule: messenger RNA, 1991 nt
Organism: Aaosphaeria arxii CBS 175.79
Lineage: Eukaryota; Fungi; Ascomycota; Dothideomycetes; Pleosporales
Exons: 2
Coding region: 139-1677 (512 amino acids)
Source: RefSeq, a predicted model, not a curated record
GCCACGCGAAUCGCCCUGGGACAAUAACAACAGCAACAUUCGUUGUUCCUUCUCUACCAUUCAUUCAAUCAAUCGUCCGACCCAACAAUUCUCUCUCCUGCGUUCCAUUCCUAAGUUCCUACCAUCACCCCGCCCACCAUGGCGCCUCCAAACGCCGCAAACAUACCAACACCAGUCCCCUUUCCACAGCCAGCAUCUAUCCAGUCGCCUCAACAAUCCUCUCCAACUGACACCGCCGCGCAAUCUUCUACAACGCCCCAGCGACGUUCACGCACCUCUACCAAUGCAUCAAUCACUUCAGCCACAAAUCGUAUUCGGACAGCUAGUGUCAAGCUCAUGGAGGCCGAUGCGCCGCUAGGCAUGUGGGCCGCUACCGGGCAGACCGCAUCCAAAGCACCAUCCAUCUCAGAGAUUCGCGGAGGAACAUUUGGCACCGCAGGGUGGGAUGAAGAGUCACAAAGGCGCAAUGCAGGAAGGCGCGCGAGCCUCGCCUCAGAGAGCGGAAAGAAUGCGAGGAAAUCGAGCACCACGCCCGUCGCUACAACGGAAAGCGCAACGCAAUCUCCAGCGGGUAAACAACCUACCAAGACAAGCUCCUCUGGACUACAAACCGCAGCGGUCGGAACGGAGCCUUUCCCCGCCGUCACGGAAGAGGAGAUGAGUGUUAUUCCUACUCGCGAAAGCGCCGCGACCCAAAUAUUCACAGAAGAGCCCAAGCGCGAUGAGAUUGCGCGUGAUUAUAGACCAGCUUCAUACCAAAAGGAGAGCUCUGAGUUGAUGGAGAGGGAUAGAGACGGUCACGACGAAUCGCGGCGACCUCUCAAUGAACGCCAGUACUCGAAUGGCUACAUUCCUCCACCUAAGGUCCCCUGGAAAACAUCGACUGUGAUCGGCCUCAAAGCCUUUUGGAAAUGGUUCCUCACUCCGGCUGGGUUCUUGAUAACAAUCUAUUCCCUCAACAUCGUUGCAUGGGGUGGCAUGCUCUUCCUGCUGCUUUGCAACGCAGCCCCAGCCAUGUGCACACCAACCUGCGACGACAUAAAUUCGCCGCGAAGGAUAUGGGUCGAGAUCGAUUCGCAGAUUCUGAACUCGCUAUUCUGCGUGACGGGAUUCGGAUUGGCCCCAUGGAGGACCAGAGACGUCUACUGGUGGGGUAUGUGGAGGUUGGGAGGUUCCAAGCGCAAGUUGACAGGUAUUCGAAGACUCGCCGGCAUCCACCGAGGAUGGUUUCGUCUCCCAGGUUCGGAUAGCUUGCCUGCACUUGCAAAAAUGACAAACGUCAGCCCUGAAGAUCCGUCCGUACCGAUCCCGCAUAGCAAAAUCCCCGACCCACCACCGACUGGGAUCCAUGCUCCGCCGACAUCAGGAUGGAAAAUGGACUUCGUUGUCUGGAUGAACAUGUGGAAUACUCUGUUCCAAAUCGUGCUGUGCUUCUACAUGUGGCAUUACAAUAGAUAUGACCGACCAUCGUGGGCGACCGGCUUGUUCGUCGGCUUAGGGUGUACUGUCGCUGCUGCAGGUGGCAUCAUGAUGUAUCACGAAGGCAAAUACGUCAAGAAGGUUGAGGGAGUGCCAGUGCCGAAAGGAUACGAAAACCGGCCCCUAGACGACCUCGAAGCAAAUUCGACCCAAAAAGACACAGCUCAGCCUGUUCUGGCACAGGACGCAAAAACCUGAAUGGUGUCCAGUAUGCAUUGCAGUUUACCAAUAUCUCUGCGUGCGAGUCUGUGAUUGUGAUUGGCCCGGCACAAUCUACCUUAGUUCACUUCUUGGCGUUGAUCUUCCUUGUCUUGGAUUCCUCUCGGACAAUGAUCGUCCUAGAACUCGCUCUCGUCACAGCAUAAACAUAAUCUUCACACGUGUUGCUACUUCUUCAGAUACCCCGUAAUUCAGCAUACACUUUUAUCUUCUUGCUCGUACGAAAGUCUUGUGAUUCAUUUGGUGGCCACGAACAUGGAAAUAGUUCGGCUAACAUGGGCCGUCGUUCGUUG